AUCCAGCAGGUUUUUCUCAACAACAGCAGCAGAAUCUGUGUCAAACACUGAGUGUAGAUAUGUCUGCUGCUGCCAGCUGUCUGCUGACUGAAGAUCAGUUUCUGUGCUCCAUCUGUCUGGAUGUGUUCACUGAUCCAGUCGCCAUACCAUGUGGACACAACUUCUGCAAAACCUGCAUCACUGAACACUGGGAUAAAAAUGUUCCAUGUCAGUGUCCCAACUGCAAAGAGGUUUUUGACUCAAGACCUCAACUGCGGAUCAAUACUUUCAUCUCUGAGAUGCUCAGUAAGGAAGAUGCAGACAGAGAUAUAGCAGAUGGUGUUCAGGUCUUCACCGCUCUGAAGGAGUCUGUUGAGAGAAGCCAGGCCGAGCUCAUCGACACGAUCAAAGAGAAGCACAGAAAGACAGAGAAACAGGCUGAAGGCUUCAUCAAAGAGCUGGAACAGGAAAUCUCUGAGCUGAAGAAGAGAAGCACUGAGGUGAAGCAGCUCUCACAGUCUGAAGACCACCUCCACCUCCUCCAAAGCUUCACCUCCCUGAACGCUGCUCCACCCACCAAAGACUGGACAGAAGUCACCGUCCAUCGAUCUUCAUAUGAUGGGACUGUGCGGACUGUUUUGAGAGUUGUGAAUCAGCUGGAGGAGACGCUCAGUAAACAGAUGAAGAAGCUGUUUGAGGCUGAGCUGAAGAGGGUCCAGCAGUCUGCAGUGGAUCUGACACUCGAUCCUGAUACAGCACAUCCCAAACUCAUCCUGUCUGAUGAUGGAAAACAAGUUAAACAUGGUGAUGUAAGGAAGAAACACCCAGACAAUCCAGAAAGAUUUGAUAUUUGUCCCUCUGUCUUAUCAAAGCAGAGUUUCUCUUCAGGAAGUAUUUACUACGAAGUUCAGGUUAAAGGGAAGACUAAGUGGGAUUUAGGAGUGGUCAGAGAGUCGAUCAACAGGAAGAGAAAAAACAUAGUAAAUCCUCAGAAUGGUUACUGGAUGAUGUGUUUGAGGAAUGAAAAUGAGUACAAAGCUUGUGCUGACCCUGUAGUUCGUCUCUCUCUGAAGUCUCGGCCUGAGAAGGUGGGGGUGUUUGUGGAUUAUGAGGAAGGUCUGGUCUCCUUUUAUGACGUUGAUGCUGCAGCUCUUAUCUACUCCUUUACUGGCUGCUGCUUCACUGAGAAAAUCUACGCAUACUUCUGUCCAUCUCUCAAUUAUGCUGGUAAAAACUCUGCCCCUCUGAUCAUCUCUCCUGUCAGUCACACUGAGUAGAACAACCAUUUGAUUUCUCCUGAAACAUUUACUUUCAUUUAAUAUAAUGUAUAUUACUGGUGAUAUUUUUUCUGUAAAUAGUUAUCUUUGAUGUGUCAAAUUAUUACAACACAGCGAUAUUAUUACACUGAUAUUUUCAAAUGGAGAUUAAUCCAUUAUACUGAGUGCAUUAUCUUCCUUCAAUACUGUUAAAACAAAAACAGUUCUCUCAGAAAUAACAAUCAUUCACACGUUCCUUAAAUUUCUGGGUGCUAAAUUCAAAACCUUCUGUUUUA
This is a messenger RNA of Centropristis striata (black sea bass), 1531 nucleotides long. Its product is annotated as nuclear factor 7, brain-like. Bases 60 to 1256 code for a protein of 398 amino acids. Lineage: Eukaryota; Metazoa; Chordata; Actinopteri; Perciformes; Serranidae. The record is from RefSeq and is a predicted model, not a curated record. The transcript is spliced from 4 exons. Gene Ontology annotation, molecular function: protein binding.